Molecule: messenger RNA, 1011 nt
Organism: Anoplopoma fimbria (sablefish)
Lineage: Eukaryota; Metazoa; Chordata; Actinopteri; Perciformes; Anoplopomatidae
Gene: rrh
Product: retinal pigment epithelium-derived rhodopsin homolog
Exons: 7
Coding region: 1-1011 (336 amino acids)
Biological process (GO): visual perception; G protein-coupled receptor signaling pathway
Cellular component (GO): photoreceptor outer segment; membrane
Molecular function (GO): G protein-coupled receptor activity
Source: RefSeq, a predicted model, not a curated record
AUGGGGAUAGACUCUGGAGUCAAUGCUUCAGAUGAUGUUUCACUUUACGGGGGAAAAAGUGCCUUUACCCAACUGGAGCACAACAUAGUGGCUGGAUAUCUUAUCACUGCAGGUGUCAUAAGUUUAGCAAGCAACAUUGUGGUGCUGCUCAUGUUCGUGAAGUUUAAGGAGCUGCGCACUGCCACCAACUUUAUCAUAAUCAACCUGGCUUUAACUGACAUCGGAGUGGCUGGUAUCGGCUACCCAAUGUCAGCUGCCUCAGACAUCCACGGCAGCUGGAAAUUUGGCUACACUGGUUGUCAGAUCUAUGCAGCUCUCAACAUCUUCUUCGGCAUGGCCAGCAUCGGCCUGCUGACGGUGGUGGCCAUCGACCGAUACCUCACCAUCUGCAGACCAGACCUAGGGCAGAAAAUGACGAUGCGAUCAUACAACCUUCUUAUCCUGGCAGCAUGGCUGAAUGCUGUGUUCUGGUCCGCCAUGCCUGUGGUGGGCUGGGCUGGUUACGCCCCUGACCCCACCGGAGCUACAUGCACCAUCAACUGGAGACAGAAUGACGCCUCCUUCAUCUCUUACACUAUGGCUGUGAUUGCUGUGAACUUUGUGUUGCCUCUGUCCGCCAUGUUUUACUGCUACUACAACGUGUCGGCCACUGUGAGGCGAUACAAAGCCAGCAACUGCCUGUCCGGCGUCAACAUCGACUGGUCGGAUCAGAUGGACGUAACCAAGAUGUCCAUAGUAAUGAUUGUCAUGUUCCUGGUGGCCUGGUCUCCGUACUCCAUCGUGUGUCUCUGGGCAUCAUUUGGUGACCCCAAGACCAUCCCUGCCCCCAUGGCUAUCAUCGCUCCACUCUUUGCCAAGUCCUCCACCUUUUACAACCCCUGCAUUUAUGUCAUUGCCAACAAAAAGUUCAGAAGAGCCAUCAUAGGGAUGGUUCGAUGUCAAACCAGGCAGCGAAUCACCAUCAAUACCCAGGUUCCCAUGACAACCUCCCAACAACCCCUGACCCAGUGA